Manduca sexta (tobacco hornworm) is the source of this 2837-nucleotide messenger RNA. RefSeq lists its product as uncharacterized. The transcript is spliced from 8 exons. The coding region runs from base 109 to 2670 and encodes 853 amino acids. The record is from RefSeq and is a predicted model, not a curated record. Gene Ontology annotation, biological process: signal transduction. Lineage: Eukaryota; Metazoa; Arthropoda; Insecta; Lepidoptera; Sphingidae.
UAACAUUGUGACUAUCACAUAGGGUGAAACGGAACGUGGUUUUUAACGAAUUUAUGAAUGGUAGAUUUCAAAUAAUUCGCGAAUUCCUUGAAUGAGGAAACAAACAAAAUGCUGAUAUCAGAUGGAAUCAAUCAUGGCAAAUUGCAAUCAAUAAUUGUGGGCGAAUUGAAAAAGGCAGGUCUCAAGCAUCGUUUAAAGAAAUAUAUUCUGAAAAAUGUUAAAGAUAACAAGACAGUGUUUGGAUCGCCGUUGGUUAAAGUUCCUUCAUGUAGCGUUAUUUGUUGCGGAAGUACCUUGAGUGUACCAGUUAUAGUAACUGAAAUGUCAUCAGUACUCAGAACAAAUGCUCACAUAGAGGGUUUGUUCCGGAAGGCGGGGUCACAAGCGCGCCAAAAAGAUAUAAAGCGAUUGCUUGAUGCCGGUGGCUGUGUCUCUGAAGGUCAUCAUCCAAUAGAUGUUGCAAGUGUACUAAAGCUCUACUUGAGGUGCUUGCCAGAGCCGCUGAUCAGUGCCGAGGUGCAGGACCUAUUAUUACGAUGUAGACUGACUGCAGGAGAUGAUGCACUGAAACCUAUCCUACACACAUUACUACUAUUGCCAGUAUUACACAUUCAUCUUUUACAUUAUGUUAUGGAGUUGCUAAGCUACAUCGCAUCGAAACACAAAGACAAUUUGAUGGACUCAUCCAACCUGGCCAUUGUGAUGACGCCGAGCAUCAUGCCCCUACCCGCAGCGGCUUCAGCACAAAGACUGGAACACCAUGUAGCACUAGUCAAGAUGUUCAUCGAAAAUGCGAAACAUAUAGGAUUACUGACUGAAGACCUCAUGAUGCAGUUGGAUGAUGACCCCGAUGCCUAUACAGCAAGACGAAAGAAAAGACGUAGCGGAUCACUUAAUAGAAUGCUAAGCGGUUUACGAAAAAUGGUAUCGGGAAAUGUCAAUACACCUGCAACAGUGCGAGAAAAUGGGAAAACUCCAAUUUUAAGCAAAUCUGCAUCGAAACGCAAAUACGAAUCCUAUGAGGGACUUUCUGCUAAAGUUAGGAAAGAAAUUACCAAAGGACUUCCACAGAAAGAGUUAUCUUUCACUCCUAUGAAGAUGGGCCUGGAGAGAAAAAGACUGCGACUCAGCUUAAUGGAUGCCAGAAGCACGCCAAUCAUCAACGCCGACUUCAGUUCACACAAAAAUUCCGAAACUAGUAUCAGCAGUGAAGACUUGCUCACUUCCUCUGAACAUUUGUUCAGCGCUCAUGAUACAAUAGACUUGUCUCCUGAUAUGAAACAACAAAACAAAGAUUACGUAAGGAUCUCUAAACAAGAAUAUGAGGAAAUAAAAAGCAGAGUGUCUGCCAUCGAAAACAGAUUGUCGAGAGAGUUCACGGAUGUCAUACCAAGAGUACAACCCUUACAGCAAGUCCAGAAUGUAUACGAACAAACACUAGAGGAAGUGGCAAUGUUGAACUGUGGGAAUUCCGAUCAUUUAGCCCGACGGCUUAGUAAAGAAUUGAAAAUAAGACCCACGGAAGAAGCUAAAAUUAUUCGAUCUCCUAGUGCCAGGAAAAUUGGUUCAAUUCGACGUCGCUCCAGGGAGAAUCUCACGAAAAUAGUCAGACACAAGUCGUGGAACGUGUCGUCUCAUUCACAGGCUAGUCACAUCGCGGAUAGAUUCUAUCCGUACGUAGGUUUAAAUCGUCAAAGGACGAAUACAGCGAAGCCAGAUUUAGCAGCACCAAAGGUCACUGUCUGUGAAUGGGACGGUUCCGCGUCAGAAAACUCUAUGAACAAUGUAUCCGACAGUAGUCAGAAGUACCGACAAAGGAAGCGAACCAGCUUAGCUUUGGAUUACGGACACCAAAAACCAGUUAGCAGAAUCCCUGCACGAAGAUCUUUAGGCGUGAUAAAUCAUAGUUUCGAUAACACCACUUCAGAUACUUCAAUGAGCAACACGUUAAAUUCCAGUGAAAAGUCUACCAAUUCUGAUCAAAAACAACACUAUCAAAACCUGGUAAAUAAAAACCUGAAUAAAUACGGUAAACAAAGUACAACAAAUCAAAAAUGGCGUAGCGCUGCAGCUUUCUUUAUGGACAAGACUGGUGAAGUGGAGAAUAUGGGUCCCACAGGAAGACCGUCAGUGAAUAAAUUACGGAAGCAAAAUGCGGGGGCAGUCAUGGCCAAAGCGAAGCUUUUUGAAUCCAGUUCUGAUAAAUCCUCUGAGAGAAACGACAAAAAUACACAUAAUGGGUUCGCGAGACGGCCAAGAGUAAGUGGUCAGCAACCAAACAGAGCACAAAAACUGGUAGGCCUUGUCAAACCUAAGGUACAGAAUGAAAACAUGCACGGUAUUCCAGUCAGACAUCCGAGAAAUGUCGCAGAAGUAACUCCAAUAUCAAAAACAUCGUACAAUAACGACAUUGAUUGGCGGAGUAACAGAAAGACUACACCGCCCAUAAAGAGAGUUGUUUCUCCUCAAUCCAACACAAACGUAACACCAACAAGAACUCCACAAAUUCCGACCCUGAAGAAAUCUUUAAUCGCACCCAAGACUGCUCGUAUUUUGGCGCCAAAUAACGACUUUAAGAAAGCUCACACACCACUGAAAGCAAUUCAUGUGUCACCGAGAAGGCGGUCGCCGCGACAAAAACUACAGCGCGCCAGUAUUCAAGGGAAUUAGUAUUAUCAAGUAUUAUAUUACUAUUUUAGCAAUGACCAACGUAAGAUAAUAUAUUUAACUGAUUAGUAAGUAAAUCAAUAUCGAGUAUAAUGUACACAAUUAAUGGCCAUAUUAUGUAAAUAUAACUAAAAUUCAACCUGUUUUUUUAGUAAAAUCUUUUAUAUCAA